UACAGGAAUGAAUCUGAAGUCUGCUGCAGUAAAACACUGAAGGCUUUACAAUGUUUUCUUGCAUAAAACUCAAACUUUAAGUAGCUGCUUAUGAGGCUAGGGAAGGCAGGAAGCUAAUGUGUGUCUCAAGAUACAGGACAGCUGUUUGCCCAUCAACCUCAACUGUGUGUGCAACAGAGGAACAUGGCUCAAGAAACUAAUCACAGCCAAGUGCCUAUGCUUUGUUCCACUGGCUGCGGAUUUUACGGAAACCCUCGUACGAAUGGCAUGUGUUCAGUGUGCUAUAAAGAACAUCUUCAAAGACAGAAUAGUAGUAAUGGUAGAAUAAGCCCACCUGCAGCUUCUGUCAGUAGUCUGUCUGAAUCUUUACCCGUCCAGUGCACAGACGGCGUCCCGGAUGCCCAGUCACCGCUAGACUCCACGUCUGCAUCUGUGCAGCCAAGCCCUGUAUCAAAUCAGUCACUUUUAUCAGAAUCUGUAGCAUCUUCCCAAGUGGACAGUACAUCUGUGGACAAAGCAGGACCCGAAACAGAAGACCUGCAAGCUUCAGUAUCAGAUACGGCACAACAGCCAUCUGAAGAGCAAAGCAAGUCUCUUGAAAAACCAAAACCAAAAAAGAAUCGCUGUUUCAUGUGCAGGAAGAAAGUGGGACUUACUGGGUUUGAAUGCCGGUGUGGAAAUGUUUACUGUGGUGUACACCGUUACUCCGAUGUACACAAUUGCUCUUACAAUUACAAAGCUGAUGCUGCUGAGAAAAUCAGAAAAGAAAAUCCAGUAGUUGUUGGUGAAAAGAUCCAGAAGAUUUGAACUCCUGCUGGAAUACAAAAUCCUUUGACCAUCUGCAAACUAAAAAUUGACUUGAGGUUUUUUUUCCUAGUCAUUGGGAAUGUAGAGCAAUGUAUCUUGCAUAGACCUUUUAAUCAUGCAUGUCAUCAGAAGAAUAGAUUUUUGUUUUUGUUUUGAAAAUGACUCUGAACAUUUAUUUCCAUUGCAGUUUCUGUGGCUGAAAAGACUUAAGUAAACUUCACAAGUAUUAUCCUUUUAAGAUCAUUUUAAUUUUAGUUGAGUGCAGAGGGCUUUUAUAACAAAUGUGGAGAAAUUUUGGAGGGCCGUGAUUUUUCCAGUAUUAAACAUGCAUGCGUUGAUCUUGCAGUUUAUUUUCUCAUUGUGUGUGUACAUAGCUUUUCUCUGCAGCACGAUCUCUGUCGAUGGCGCCCCUCAGGGCACAACUAGUUACCAGUCACUGAAUGUAUCUUCAUCCUUACGGCUGCUUCUGGGUUUUCAUUAACAAAGGUUCUGCCUAUGUUAGCAUAUGGUUUCUUUGCACCCACUAUUUAUGUCUGAAUCAUUUGUCACAGGAGAGUGUGUGCUGAUGAGAUUCUAAGUUUGUGUGUUUUUAAAUUUUUUUGAGCGAGGGAAGGAAAAGCUGUAUGCAUUUCAUUGCCGACUGCAGGUUUCUUUCAGAUUACGUUCAUCGGUCUGUGUGUAUACAAUAUGAAGAAUGAUCUGAAGUAAUUGUGCUGUAUUUAUGUUUACCCACCAGUCUUUGAUUAAAUAAAAAGGAAAACCAUAA
Neomonachus schauinslandi (Hawaiian monk seal) is the source of this 1573-nucleotide messenger RNA. RefSeq names its product zinc finger AN1-type containing 6 (gene ZFAND6). The transcript has 6 exons. Gene Ontology annotation, biological process: protein targeting to peroxisome. The record is from RefSeq and is a predicted model, not a curated record. Gene Ontology annotation, molecular function: zinc ion binding; polyubiquitin modification-dependent protein binding; DNA binding. The coding region runs from base 184 to 807 and encodes 207 amino acids. NCBI's taxonomy places the organism in Eukaryota, Metazoa, Chordata, Mammalia, Carnivora, Phocidae.